Molecule: messenger RNA, 8998 nt
Organism: Dunckerocampus dactyliophorus (ringed pipefish)
Lineage: Eukaryota; Metazoa; Chordata; Actinopteri; Syngnathiformes; Syngnathidae
Gene: ppp6r2b
Product: protein phosphatase 6, regulatory subunit 2b
Exons: 24
Coding region: 550-3288 (912 amino acids)
Cellular component (GO): cytosol; nucleus
Molecular function (GO): protein phosphatase regulator activity; protein phosphatase binding
Source: RefSeq, a predicted model, not a curated record
CCAACAGUAGCUAUAGAAACCGAAGCAAAUUAAUUGGAAUAGAGAAAUAUUUAGAGUCGAACCAGUGUAGUGCACUUUAUUAUUUGUUGUUUUUAAUUUGAAUUUGUAUGUACAUAUUGUAUGUACAUAUUAAUGUGCAGGUUUCUGGACAGCAUCUGUUCAGGUGACAGCAAAAAAAAAAUGUCAUCGAGCUGAUGGUUACACUGCUUGACGGACAGCCGAACUUAUGGACUGCGUUAUUAUCUUAUCCGCCAUUUUGAUCGUCAAAUAUGUCCGAUACUCGUCGCUCGCCUGUUUAAGUGUAUUCAUUCGGCCAGUGUCGGUGUGACAGUGCGGCUUAUCAGAGCACUGUGCUGCUGCAAAGCAAACUGCGGGGAGUCGAUGACAUUGCUAGCGGCAAAGGCUAGCUAGCUCGAAGCUAACAACGCAGUCAGGAAUAGAAUAGACCGCUAUGGGCCUCCUGAUGGCUCGCUGACAGAGCGUAAGUCGCCCAGUUACCGUCCAGCUAGACGCAGAACGAGGAGCAUGACGUCUGAAAGCUAAGUGCAUAUGCCUCUGACGUCAGCCAUGUUUUGGAAGUUUGACCUACACACAGCUUCUCAUCUGGAGGCUUUGCUGGACAAGGAGGAUGUCACGCUUACCGAGCUUAUGGAUGAGGACGAUGUGCUGCAGGAGUGCAAGGCUCAGAACAGGAGACUUCUCUUAUUCCUGUGCCAGGACCAGUGCAUGCAGGAACUGGUCCGGAAGAUUACUACUGAGCCCCCUGCUGGCAUAGAGGAGACAAAGCGGUUUAAGUAUUCAAAUAUAGCAUGUGAGCUAUUGACAAGCGAUGUGGGCGUGAUCAACGACAAGCUGGGUAAUGAGGAGCCUCUUCUGGAAACCCUGUACGCCUUCCUGGAGCAGCCCUCUCCUCUUAACCCCCUACUGGCGUCCUUCUUUAGCAAGACAAUUGGGAACCUCAUUGCACGCAAGACUGAGCAGGUGAUUAGUUUCCUGCGGGGGAAGGAGGGAUUCCUCUCCUUAGUUCUGAAGCACAUUGAUACGUCAGCUAUGAUGGAUGUCCUUCUACGGCUUAUCAGCUGCGUGGAGCCGCCCCCUCUUCGACUGGAGACUCUCGCUUGGUUGAAUGAAGAGAAGUUGGCCCAAAGACUCAUAGAGAUCAUUCAUCCGGAGAGGGAUGAAGAGAGGCAGUCCAAUGCAUCUCAGACUUUGUGCGACAUCAUUCGUUUAAGCAGAGACCAGGCCAAUCAGCUGCAAGAGAUGUCCCAGCCUGACCCUUUGCUGACUGUGCUGGAAUCGCAGGAGUGUGUGGAGCAGCUGCUGCGGAACAUGUUCUCAGGAGACAGAACAGAGAGCUGCAUCGUAAAUGGGAUUCAGGUUUUGCUCACAUUAUUGGAAAUCAGGAGGCCUGUUGUGGAUGGUGUAAUGGAUGCCCAGGGUUUUGAGAGAAGUUACACCAUUAACAGCAGCAUUCUGUUGGCCAUUCAGCCACACUUGGUACACUUCCACCAGCUACUCUUGGAGCCCCCCAAGCGAAGUCGUAUGCUGACGACUUUGGGUGUGAUAGAGGAACCUUUAGGGAACACGCGGCUACAUGUAGCCAGACUGGUGGCCUCUCUGCUAUACACCAGCUCUGCCAGCCAUGCGGUCAUAGCACAGGAACUUUGCAGACUCAAUACAGUGGAUCUGCUUUUGAACUUGUUCUUCAAGUACACAUGGAACAACUUCCUGCAUCUGCAAGUGGAGCUUAUUGUUGCAGCCAUCCUGCGGCCCUGUGCCCAUGAAAUGAGACUUCAGCCAGGCGUGGGAUCCCAGGACAAGACCAAGUCUCCUCAGGAUGCAUCGCCGGAGCAGGCUUUAAUGGAAACUCCAGUCACCCCCGAAAAUGCUGCACAUAAUUUAUUGGUGACUCACUUGUUUCAGCAUUGCCGCCUUGUUCAGAGGAUUUUAGUUGCCUGGGAAGAGAAUGAUAAAACACAGUUAGAAGGUGGUAUGAGGAGAGGCUACAUGGGGCAUCUAACCAGGAUCGCCAACACUGUGGUCCACAAUCUGGAGAAAGGCCCGGUUCACACACAGAUUAGUAAUCUUAUCAGUGAGCUACCAGAUGACUGCAGAGGGCGCUGGGAGGCUUUUGUGGACCAGACGUUGUCGGAGACCAACAGGAGAAACACCUUAGAUUUGGUUGGCAGUGGGAAUCCACAUCCUUCCUCAGAGGAUGAUAUGAUGGAGAGCCCCUUCCCAAAAGAACUGUCACUGCAGCAGGCUUUUUCAGACUACCAGAUUCAGCAGAUGACAGCGAACUUUGUGGAUCAGUUUGGUUUUAACGACGAAGAGUUCACCGAUCAUGAUGACAGCAUCGGGGCAACGUUUGAUCGAAUAGCAGAAAUCAAUAUCAACAUUGAUGUCGGCCAAGACAGUGCCAAUACAGCUGUGUUUGACGCCUGUGCCAAGGAAAGGAUUCAGCCCUUUGAUGAUGAUGAUGAAGAGGACAUCUGGGAGGAAAAAGAGAUCAACUAUGCAACACAAACCAAGUCGAGGAACAGAUUUGGUGGGUCGCAGGCAGCCCAAGGCCAAGCGGCAGCUAAAACCUGUGAUAGGUCAGCUACUGCUGCCACACAGGCCUCUGACAACGCAGCAGGCUCUGACUCAGAUGAAGGCGAGGAGCUGAAAGAUGACCUUGACCCUUUCUCUAGCCAGACAGAAUCCACAAAGAACUCUGGAGGUUGGAUUGCAGACUUUGGCGAGGUAAACUCAAAGGCUCCUGCAGCAGGCGUUGGUUUUGCAGCGUGGGACAAUCCCCAAACAGUGGCUACAGAGACAGAGGAGAAGGGCUGGGCCAAGUUCACUGACUUCCAACCUUUCUGCUGUUCUGAAACAGGCCCCCGAUGUACUUCCCCAGUGGACUCUGAUCACAGUGGACCUAACAACACCAAACCAAACCAGAAUCCCUGUGUGUGGACUGUGUGCGGCGCGCGGAAAGCUCCACUGGUGGCAUCAGACAGCUCCUCCUCCAGCAGCUCUGAAACCGACGAAGAAGAAAGCAAGACUGAGUCAACGUCCACUGAGACGGUAACCACGGAGACCAUCAACACAGGUGCUGGCAAGGAGACCAUCCGGCUCACCAUGGAUGCUAAGAAUGAGCGGGCUGUGUUCACCAGCCAAGCAGAUAAGAUGGCAGCUGAGGAUAAAGGGAAGGGAAAUGAGGUGGACACUGGACAUGGUAGAAAAUACGGAGACUGUCCAGACCCAGCUUCCACCAGUACCACUCAGCAGUCGGUCACACAGUAAAGAGAAGCUGCCCUCCACCAAUGGACCGGCCUAACCACGGUACAGGCACACACACUCGCUCACUGUCGGACCAUUCAAAGUGCAGCCACGCAUUCUUUGAUUCCUGUUAGCCCCUUCUGCCAUCGUUUUUGUAUGUUUUGAGAGAAGUUGAGGUCAAACAGCACCAGACAGUCUGCAACAUACUUCCAUUCACUGAACUGCACGUCAAAAGCCAAAUGAAGUUACACAUUAAUGGUCUGCCCACUGGAAAAACAACACUGUCAGGAGCAAAUUAAGGCAAAUUCUGUACAUGAGUCUGAGCCUUGUACUGUAUUAAACACAGCUUCAGAGCAUUUGACUGUUGAUAGCAAAUAAACAAUCGACAAAACUAUAGCGGCCAUCUUGACUCUUAAGCAUUUCAAUUUGCAUGCCAUGCAAACACUUUAAACACAGACUUGUUUUGAACACACACAUACUCACAGACACACUUUAUUCAUGGCCAACUGGCCGUAUUGCCACUUCCUCCUUCGACCUCUGACAGAUUCCUCAAGUGUAGAAAUGUGUGUUUUUGUCUGUAUAGAUGGUGUGUGUGGGAGCUCUGUCCGACGUGCAGAGUGAAAUCUCAGGUCAAAGGAGACAUGCAGAUGCAAAGAAAGCACAUCUGUGUAACACACACACACACAGAACAUUUCACACACGCACACACACGCAUACAUGCUUUUAAGAAAAUUACAAAAAAAAGAGAAAAUCUCCAAAAAGACACAAACAUGUGCAUGUUCCCCUUCCUUGGAGCUGUGUCAAUAUAAUAUUGUGAAAUUUGCACCUGUAUUAGGUUGUGGCUAAUCUUGGUAAUAUACUGUACAUGUAUACUAAUAUAUAUAUAUAUAUAUAUGUAUAUAUAUAUGUGUAUAUAUAUAUAUGUAUAUAUAUAUAUAUGUAUAUGUGUAUAUAUAUAUAUAUAUGUGUAUAUAUAUAUAUAUAUGUGUAUAUAUAUAUAUAUAUAUAUAUAUAUAUGUGUAUAUAUAUAUAUAUAUGUGUAUAUAUAUAUAUAUGUGUGUGUGUGUAUGAACAUUAUAUCUAUUUUUGGAACAAAUCCAAUAUACGAAAUGUUGUUUUGAAUGAGUGUGUUGUGUUGAAAUGAGGCAAUAAUAUUUCGGUUAAAAGCAUCAGUUCCUGUGUGUGUGUGUGUGUGUGUGUGUGUGUGUGUGUGUGUGGAUAGUCUUCCAUAUCACUUUGUUAAUCAGUUUUUAGCUCACUGGGCCGUCAGCUGAAUCAGUGAGAAACUCUAUAAAAAGAUCAUAAAUAUUUUUUCCAAGCUCUAUAAUUGGCCGAAUUGCCUUCUGAUAGGAAAUGAAAAAUUACGCAUCUUCAUGUUUGCUUCAUCUGCAACAUUUUACUCCUACUCGGCCUUUUCUUGAGAUUUUCUCAUCAACAUGGUACUUACACUUUAUAAUAGAGGAAAAAAGGACUGAUAAUACUGUACAUCAAGAAAAUGGUUGAAUAUUUGGGUUAACCCUGAGCUGCAGUAGUGGAAGUGGCGCUUUAUCUUUUCACUCAUCUCUCUUCAUGCGUCUGAGGGCAGGCGGUGACUUUAGUUACAUAUAUGCCUUUAUCUGUGGAACUAUUUGCAUAGAUUUGGAGUGUUUCACAAGCACUUUCUGAAGAAAGACGCACUUACUGGCUUGAUUUGAAUCUCAUGUACAUGUCUCCCUCCACACACUCCCAAUGCUUUCUGCCAGUCUUCCCAUCAGUCUCUUUAGUAAGUUUCUAGGGGCGUAACGGUACGGCAUCCUCACGGUUUGGUUAAUUUUCGUUACAGUAGGGGUACAAAAUACAAACCAUACAGCUUCUUAGCUAAUAAACAAAACUACUGAAUAAAACAAUGUAUAAAUACGAUAUACUAUAUCGCAAUUUUCAAGGUUUGUUUUAAGUGAAACAAUGCAGGUAAGUACAACAGAAAGAGUUUGCACAGUGUGAGUGAUUCUAUUUUUAGUAUAUGGAAGUUCCUUAUCGGCUGAAAGUGCAGCAUUAAUAGUUCCAGCUUGCAGCAGAACAAUGCCAUCUCACUGCUUUUGUCUUAUGUACGUACUUGUCUUUGUUUGUUUACUCAAGGCUGUCCAAACUUUUUCGACCGAGGGUUGCAUACUGAAUGCGCAGGGCCACUUUGAGGCUUUUUCUCAUUACAUAAUGCUUUUGUGCUAUAUUUUUUCCAUUGCUGCUGGGUUAUUUUAAACAAAAAGGAACUGCGAUCCCUGCAGCGCACUUUGAACAACCAUGGUUAGGCCUGUCACGAUAAUCGAUAAAUUGAUUAAUUGAACGAUUUAUAAAAAAAAAAAAAAAAAGAUAAUUUUGCCGACCUCGGUAAAUUGACAUGUGCAUGUAUGUGUGUUUGUUUUCCUCAUGUCUUCUUACCACACAGGCUGGAUGACAGGAUGGUUCACUCUGCAUGUCUAUGUGCAUUGGUUCUUUAGUGGAAUGAACUGAGAGUGAACCCUCCUGUCAGCCAUUCAGCCUCUUUGUCCCAGUACGUGGAGGCGGGGCUACUACUAAGCGGAUUCACAGACAAGAGUGCUAGCAGCAAGUUAGCAAGCAAGCACUAAUAUGAAUGAAGGCACAAAAAACUGAAUGCCACUGCCCCAGUGCGGAUGUGAAGCAGAGCCUUAGACCCGACAGUCAACGCUUACUGAGCCAAUUGGUUGGCAAAGUAAAUAUAAACAAAACAGCGCAAAAUGGUGCACGCUCACAGACAGCGUCGCUCGCUGCAUUGCAAAAGAGGUGCAACCUCUCAAUACCGUUGAAAAUCCAACAUUUCGGCAAAUGUUAUAAACUUUUGACAGACGGUACGAAUUGCCCGGGAGAAGGUACAUGUACUGUACAUGUCACAAACAGUAGUUCCUGAACUAUUUAACUGAGUGAAAGAAGACCUGCUGAAGAAACAUGCAUUUUACUCCGCCACCACAGAUACAGUAUGUGGUCCAGCUCCAAUAUGACCCCCUACAUUAGUUUAAAGAGAGUUCGGAUUUUUUGACAUGAAGUUGUAUGGCAUCGAUUUACCCCGCUCUGGUCAGAUUUCGGUGAUGAAGAAAGUACACUCAACAAAAAUAUAAACGCAACACUUUUGCUCCCAUUUUUAUGAGAUGAACUCAGAGAUCAAAAAUUUUUUCUACAUACACAAUAUCACCAUUUCUCUCAAAUAUUGUUCAUUUUUAUUGUUUCAUUUUUUUUUUAUUGUGGGGUGGGCCGUCUGGGGACUCAGUCAGUACCUGGUGUGACCACCAUGUGCCUCAUGCAGUGCAACACAUCUCCUUCGCAUAGAGUUGAUCAAGUUGUCGAUUGUGGCCAUUGGAAUGUUGGUCCACUCCUACUCAAUAGCUGUGUAAAGUUGCUGCAUAUUGGCGAGAACUGGUACACGCUGUCGUAUACGCUCAUCCAGAGCAUCCCAAACAUGCUCAAUGGGUGACAUGUCCGCUGAGAAUGCUGGCCAUGCAAAAACUGGGAAGUUUUCAGCUUCCAAGAAUUGUGUACAGAUCCUUGCAACAUGGGGCUGUGCAUUAUCCUGCUGCAACAUGAGGUGAUGGAUGUUCUGCCAAAUUUUCUGAAACGCCUUUGGAGACGGCUUAUGGUAGAGAAAAGAACAUUCAACACACGAGCAACAGCUCUGGUUGACAUUCCUGCUGAACACAUACUGAGUGGCAUUACCGCCAGUGUGUUUAUCCCAUACACAUGAAUGCACAGGUGACAGUGCGCAGGGAUAUGGCGGGAGACAAAUAUAACACCGAGUGUUUUGUGAGGUCUAAUUUUUUUUUUUUUUUUGAGGAGGCAUUUUUGUGAUGCAAAUGUACAGUAUUUCUCUUUUGAACGCAUAUUGUUUUGAGAAGCCAAACUCUUUACUUAAAUGGCCCCAGCAACUAAGCAGAACUCUGUUCAUCACCGAAAUCCGACCAAAACUGGACUUAGGAGACAAAGUGGGGGGUAAGUCGCUGUUAAGUGACUUUACUACUGAUGGGGAUCUCAUACAACUUCAUGUCAAAAAAUCAGUUUAACAAUACACUACAUAACUUGUGUGUGUUUUUUAUUAGAGUAGUUGUUUUUUUUUCUUAACAUGUCUAUUGUUUGUUUUGGUUAUGAUUGUGAUUUUUUUAUUGAAGUGCAAUUUUUUGCUAAAAGAGACAGUCCAUUUGAUUUUCAUUGAGUUUUUAUUAUAUUAUAUUAUUUUAAUUAAUUAUGUUGUUUAAUUUAUUUAAAAGCGCUUGACAUUCCAAUUACAUUGUUAAAUAGUCUUGAGAAAUUUAAGUUGAUUGCUUUUGAUAUGAGGUACUCAUUAUUUUUGCCAUAUAAUGGUAUAUAUUUAUAUAAAAAUGGUAAAAAAUAUUGUCAAUAUCUAUUAUCGACAAUAAUUUGUAGGACAAUCAUCGUCGAGCAAAAUUUGUUAUCGUGACAGGCCUACCCCUGGUUUACAUAUUUCACCGGAAAGGCAAAGUGGCAAAUGACGUAAGCGUGUCUCUGGGCGCUUCUUCCUCGCACUAUGACUAGUAAUGACUCCCGCUAGUCAAAGACAAGCUUGCACACUUGUGGAGGUGAUCUGCACGCUUCUACACUUCACCUUUCACUAUGGUUUUUAUGCAUCCUCCCUGGGCUUGUGGAUGUGCCCUGCAUGUCUGGAUCUCUGCUACCGCAGCGAAUACUUUCUUUCAUGACUGCUUGUAUUUGAUUACCAAGUAAAUGCAUGAUGCAAGAAACACUUCCUGUCUUUCACUUUUGAAGUGUAAUGCGUUGCAAUUCGGUAUGCCUCUGUACUAAACUGAAGGCUCCAUACCGUUACACCUGUAAGUGGCCUCUGUUUUUUGUUUUAGACUAAAUCUUCCUGGCGGCCAUAUUUUACAAAGAAAUCAGGGUUUGAGGAGGAAAACAGGGCUGUUUCAUGAAUGAAUACGUCAUUCUCUUUCUUUGACAUUUAGUGUGAGAGAUUGGUGGGAGCUUGAAUAGGCAUGUGUAAUGGCAUGAGGUACAAAACAUUUGCCUCUAAAAAUGCCUUUGUGUGUUUGUAUGUGCAUCUUGCUGCCUGUCGCUCAUUCCAAAGGUUCUGUGUAUCACUGUGAACGUGUGGUAGAAAAUAAAAGCUGUGUUGUAAAAUGCCUUUUUUUGGUAAUGCGAACUGAUGCUGGUGUUUUUUUGUUUUUUAUAGUGUUUCUUCCGUAUGAAAAUAAUGUGUAUGUUAAUUGUUGUCACUUUAGCUUGUAAAUUCAUAUAUGGCCCUAAUAAAUAUGUCAAACCCAGAAGAAAUGGGAGUGUGUGGCCUACUGCAACACACGUGCACACACACAACAAUAAACGUUCCCAGGAUGUCAAGGGUUGUACAGUAACACACAAAGAGAAAGAAACAACAGCUCACACACAUAUACUGUAUACUGUCUGAUAGUGUAAAGGAGCUGUUCCUAGCGUUCCCCGCAUUUUUCUUAUAUGGACAUGUCAAAUGGCAAAGACAAAUAUCCCUACAAUAAAGGCGGGGAUGUCAAAAUUGAUGCCACUUAAAGACAGAAAGACAAGAACUUACACAUACAGACGAAUACCAUAAAAGGAGCACUUCCUAGUGUCGGUCUCCUGAAAGGGGUACCAGAGAGGAUACCGUCACUUCAAGAGACAUGACGCACAGACUAUAGUGCAGGGGUCACCAACGUGGUGCCCACGGGCACCCCUCAGCCCCCUACGACCACAUGAGGUUUUCAGUUAA